AUGGACAGCGCCAUUCAAUCGGCCAAGUCCUUCGCCGAGCUAGCGAGGCAGACGCUGCUGGAUCUUGACGACCCCAAGGGACGAGCGGCAGUCGCACGCGCGACCGCGGUGAAGACAGUGACCGAGCACGUGACGGCGGAGGUGGGCGAGGCGAGGAAGGGGUUGGAGGAGUCGUUCAUCAAAUACAUCGGCGCCGCGCAGACCAACAUUGCCGCCGGCGUCGCGCCCCGCCUAGUCCAGCCGCCGCCGCCUACCGGCCCAGCGCAGGCCUUGCCGGAAGCUUUCCUGAAGUCUUUCAAGGAGGACGUGCUGAAGGCGGUGACGGAGACCACGCAGCAGUCCUUCCUCGCCUCCGGACUGAAGAUAAUGGCCGAGGUCGUCGGCACGGUGGCAGGCGGGGAGGCGGCGGGGGGGGGCGACGGGGACAAUUCGGCGAACACGAAGCGGAGCAAGGGAGGCGGGGGGUCUGGCGGCAGGGGGGGGGACGGAGACGAUUCGGCGGGCGCGAGGCGGACCAAGGGAGCGGCUGGUUCUCGCGUCGCCGGCGAUGGGAGCAUGGGAGCCGGCGACGGCAGUUCGUUGAAGCAGUCGGGGAAGAGCGUGGUCGACAUCCUCAGGAAGCACUGGGCUCAGGUUGGAGCGGCCAGCACAGGCCAUGGUGGUGGGGGUCCCGCCGACGAGCAUGCCACUGAUGACGCACUGCCAAUGGCUCCGCCUUCGGUCGGCGUUAAGCCACCACGACAGGGUAGCGGUGUGAAAGGCCUGCGCGACAAGGAGAAGGCCGCCGCCAAAACGGCCCCAGGCGGGUCCGCGAAAGCUGGCCAGGGCCCGAAGACAGGGGUUGCGGAGGCGUCAGCGGUUCCUCACCAGUCUCCCGCGGGUGCACGCCAUCCGACCGGACCGUCUGCCGGGCGACCUACCGACGUCCCGCGCCAUGCCGACAUACCGUCUGCCGACAAGGUUGGCCGCGCGGGAAAAGGGGCGGCAGUUGCGGACGCGCUCAAGGAGCAGCUCAGGCUCCUAGCCGGCCACAGGGCUGUUCAACAGGCCCCCCCUGCUGUCGACGUCCCAUCGGCCAGUGGGCCACGUGUAGUGCCGGUCGUCGCCGCCCGUACUCCUGCAGACCCAAAGUCCGCGUUGUUGCGCGCCCAGCUGGGCGCACUAGCGUCGACUGAGAGGACUCAGCAGGCUUCUGGCUCUGGCUCUAAGCCGUCGUCGGCGAAUGUCGCACCACCCACCCAUGUGGCAGCUGAUGUGGAGAAGGCGGCGGAGAAGGGCGUUCGUGCCGCGCUUGCCACCGGCGGCGGCGCCGUUGAGGAGGUCCCCGCAGACGCUGAUAUCGCUGCCAUACAGGCCCAUCUGGAUGCAGCCAAUCCCCGAACCCUGGCCAUCUCCGACACGGAACAUGUGGAGCCUUCGGCGGGACUCGUCGGCAUCGCGGCAGAGCCUAGUGCGACCGGUGAUGCGGUCGGUGAGGGAAAGUCGAAACGGAAGGGGAAGGCGGGCUCACAGAGGAAGACGCGGGAGAAGUCGGAGGUGAAGGCGGCGGAUAAACAGAAGGGGAUGGCGGCGGAGACGGCGGCGGACAAAGAUCGAGGCGGCAUUGGGGAGGUUGAAGGGAAAGGGGAGAAUCAGAAGUCGCCCGGCGAGGGUACGUCGACGGGGAGGAAGGGGAAGGACAAGUCGGUCGGAGAAGGUGCGUCGACCGGGAGAAAGGGGAAGGAGAAGGCGGUCGGCGAGGGUUCCUCGAAGGGGAGAAAGGGAAAGAGGAAGGCGGAGGAGGAGGAUGAGGAUGUCGAGGAGGUGGAGGAGGUCGAGCAGGAGGAAGAGGAGGAGGAGGAGGAGGAGGAGGAGGAGGAGGAGGAGGAGGAGGAGGAGGAGGAGGGGAAGGGCAAGGAGAGGAGGGGUCAUGGCAUCCGACACGAUACCUCGGGCGACAAGCAAGGGUGGGUCGGCGAGAUUAAGGUGCACGGCAUCAAUCGAUACAUCGGCAAGUCGCGGAACAAGAUGGAGCUCGCGUACGUUCACUCCAUCGCGUACGUCGUCUACGACGGUUUCGUGAGCAAGGUGCUCAUGACCGAGCUCACCGGCUUGGACAGCGCCGAAUUGGAGAGGUGGAAGGAGGUGUGGGAGGAGGUCAGGAUCUUGCCGACAGGGAUGUGGACGGUGAUGUGGGCCCGGGGUACGCUCCUUCCAAAGACACGGCUGACGGAGAUCCUCGACGCGUAUCGCCAUUACAAGUCCACAGGCGAUUGUCUCCACGCCGCGCUCCUGCCAGCGAUAUGGUACCCAGUCGAUGCUAGCACCGAGGAAGGCCGGGAGAAGUCGGCGUCCAUGAUGUCGGCGAUGAUAGGCCGCGUGUCAAUGUGCGCUGCAUAUGGGAAGACCGCUGCGGCAGCGGCGAAGAAGGAGGGAGACAAGGAGGAGAAGACGGAUAUGGCAGCAUGGGCGUUAGCAGCAUCCGCAUGCGCUGUGUGGUGCUUCGUCGAGAACGGCGAUGCCCAGCUGGCGGAUGCUGUGGAAGAAGGGAAGUCGGCGGCGAUCAUCGGCGGAGCGAGCCAGGCGACCGCCGAUGUAUUCGGAAAAGUCAUGGAGGCGGUGCUAAAAGCCGAGAUGAACAGGGACCGCCCCUUGGGAGAGGUUGCCUACAACGUCGCGCCAGCACUCCAGAGGACCGCCCUUGAUACGGUAUAUCCGGGGGGGAAUGCUGGAGUAGAUGCCGACGUUAUCGCUAGAGCGACGGUUGAGACGAUGGCGUUUUGGGGAAUGUGCCCCGUCGCCGGGCCGAAACUAAGAGCGAGGGACAUCGCGGUGCCGAUUGACGCGCAGAUGAAGGCCGAUCUUGACAACAGGGGGAGGAAGGGUCUGAGGGGCAAGAAGGGGACGAAGACCAAGGGCGGCACGGAGAAGGUCAAGAAGUCGAAGAAGGACAGCACGACGGCCUAG
Closterium sp. NIES-65 is the source of this 2946-nucleotide messenger RNA. NCBI's taxonomy places the organism in Eukaryota, Viridiplantae, Streptophyta, Zygnematophyceae, Desmidiales, Closteriaceae. The record is from the annotation of a GenBank genome assembly.